Molecule: messenger RNA, 3617 nt
Organism: Micropterus salmoides (largemouth bass)
Lineage: Eukaryota; Metazoa; Chordata; Actinopteri; Centrarchiformes; Centrarchidae
Gene: micall1a
Product: MICAL-like 1a
Molecular function (GO): protein binding
Source: RefSeq, a predicted model, not a curated record
GGCCAGCCGGCGCAGACAGGUGUAGAAGUGGUCUCAGCAGACAAGCGCAGCACUCUCAGCAGCACCUGCGCCGCCUGCCAGAAACACGUCCACCUGGUGCAGAGGUUUCUGGUGGAUGGCAAGCUCUACCAUCGCAACUGCUUCAGGUGCAUAGAGUGCCACAGCACUUUGCUUCCUGGAUCCUACAAAUUAGGAAGCGACUCUGGGGCGUUGGUCUGUACACAUCACAUUACAAGGCAUGCUUCAGCCAAUCAGAACGGCCGGCCAGAUCUAAAUAAAAGACCAGUGGAAGUUCAGUCCAGCAGGAUCGGUCGCAGCACAAUUCCCUACGCCUCAGCCUCUGAGAGGGACCAGUCAAAGACUCCUUCUCCGGUAUGCCAAACAAAUUAUACUGACACACCCACCAAUGACUCUGUCACAGUUGCUGCUGUUGAAACAAACCAAACAGACUCUUUGGAAAAAGCAAACAAGAUGGAUGGCGAGACAGAGGAGAUACCACGUUCUUCCUCUCCUCCCAACCCGUUUGAUGAGAGCGAUGAAGAGGAGGAAGAGGGGGAGAAAGAGGAAGAUACUAAAACACCAGCCAAAAAAACAACAAAUGGGGACCUCGCUUCUACACUUGUCACUCAUCACGAAGGUGCCAGCCGGCCAGUACCGGCGCCUCGCCGGGUUUCUGAACCCGCCCCUCCUCCUCGCCCUGCCCCUCGGGUUCGGCUACCACGUACGGGAGACGGCCUUACAGUCGGUGAAAACCAGAAGCCUGCGAUUCCUCCCAAACCUCGAGAAAGAUCACAGUCUCCUGGAAGCCUGUCCAGUGGUGCCCAUAAACCCAAAGACCCACCUUGGAUGGCCCUGGUCCAAUCAGAACCCAAGAAGAAGAAAGCCCCUGCCCCUCCCGCUGCCGGACUUGCAACCCCCCCCAACAUAGGCUCUCUGUCCUCUCUCAAAGGGGAAGGCUCCAGACCCAGCACGCCCCCUCCGCCCUCCAACCCGUUUGACGACGACGACGAUGAUGAAAAUAACGAGGUAGAGGAAGAAGAGGGGAGAGAAGGAGGUGCGAUUCCACCCACAGUUGUGGCUACUCACCCAUGGUACAACAUCGGUCGGGCAGCUGACACCACAGCUGCGGACACUCCUCCUAGUGAAGGACGCUCGUCCCGCUCUGCCAGCCCUGGGAGCAGCAAGAGCAAGAAACGGCCGGCACCUCGUGUUCCAAAGCCACCUGCUGUUAACCAAGUUCUCCCUCACUCUCAGCCCUCCUCUUGCUCUCCCUCUCCAGCUCUCAGCACAGAGAGUCUGUCUUCAGCCUCAGACCACAGCUCUGCCCAGCCCCCAUUGGGUGGCAGUGCCAGCAACGACAAGGAGCACGCCUUCACCAAAAGUGUCUCAGAGCCUUCCAUCUGUUCACCGUGCGACUCUACGGCCUCUCCCUCCUCCUCCUCGACCGAACGUUUGACUCAUCCCUCCCAAAACCCCUACCCAUGUCCCACGCCAUCAUAUGCCAGCUCAGCUCCAGCUACCCCACAGACCAGUCGCAGCAUGGGGACUGGAGCCCCUCCACCAAGACCCCUGACGACCCCCAGCCCUUUGGCCUCAGGAGCCAACCAAUCGCACAAUAAGCGGAUCUGUAAGGAGAACCCGUUCAACAGGAAAGCUUCUCCCUCCCCUGCUAAAUCCCAAACAAGACCACCAAAAGGCCCUCGUCCUGCCAGGCCCCCGGCCCCAGGCCAUGGCUUCCCUCUUAUCAAACGCAAGGUGCAGUCAGAUCAGUACAUCCCAGUAGAGGACAUCCACGGGGAGAUGGGUCAGCUGGAGAAGCAUCUGGAUGAACUGGAACAGAGGGGAGUGGAGCUGGAGAAGAAGCUGAGAGACAACCCUAAUGAUGAGGAUGAGGAGCGCCUGCUGGUGGACUGGUUCACUCUCAUCCAUGAGAAACACCUUUUAGUACGACGAGAAGCCGAGCUGGUUUAUACAGCGAAGCAGCAGAACCUGGAAGAGAGGCAAGCGGACGUGGAGUAUGAACUGAGGUGUCUUCUCAACAAGCCAGAGAAAGACUGGACAGAGGAGGACAAGAGUCGGGAGCAGGAGCUGAUGGCUGAGCUGGUUACCAUCAUUGAACAGCGCAACCAAAUUGUCAACAACAUGGACCAGGACAGGCAGAGGGAAGAAGAGGAGGAUAAAGUUAUGGAAGCCAUGCUGAAGAAAAAAGACUUCCAUAAGGAUCUGGAGGGCGAGCAGCAGCAGCCGCAGAAGAAAAAAGGGGCAAAGUUCAAACCCAUUAAGGUGCUCAAGAGGCUGAGCCAUAAAGGAGAACCAAGCAAAAGCCACAGCCCCCGCAAGGAGAAAACACCGUAGAAAGCACCACUCCUUCAAGAGGAAAUGAGACUAUUUUAACAAGACUAAGGAAAAUUAAAAAAGGAUAUGAGAAAAAAAUUACAUCAGGUCAAGAAGAUGUGUUCUCUUUUAACUGUGUCAUUAAUGACUUGAAGUGCAACCCAGAAUCCACUCCCUGCUCACCUCUUACUUCAGUGACCAUUUUCAGUUGCCUUUGUGAGACAGUAUAACUCAACAAGCUCUCUGACCUUUCAUGCCAGUGAAGGUAACAGUAGGUUUCUAAAUUACUGCACUGAAAUGUUUUUUGUUGCUUCACUAUCCUUGCAUUGCACAGUGUCUCUACCCUGUAAGUCUUUAUCAGGAUUCAGCAAAUGUGUGAUUCGUCAGUUCACUUUAAAUGAAGUCAGUUGGAUGCAAGUGGAUCUUAUAUCUAUGAGUUUUUAAUAUGUUUUUACUCUAAGGUUUUCUGUCACGUCUGGUUUGAGCCUGUGGUACUAGUGAAAGUAAUACUUUUUAAAGAUGAACUCUGCUUUAAAUAUUGCAACAUCUACCCCUGAAACGCUCAGACACCAGCAGAUACCUAAGCUCUUCUAGCUGCUAUGUUAUGAUUGUUUGUGGUGUCCUUGUUCUUAGGUUCUUCAGUUGUAGUUCUGUGAUCGUGCCAUUUGUGUAAAUGCAUAUCAUCAAAGAAGUGGAUGAAGGUAGAUACAGUAUUUAAUGGUGUGAGUGUGUGUGUGACUGGAAACGAAGUGGGAAAGUACUCAAAAUUAGAUUGAAGGAGUGUUAAACUACAUAAGUCUGUUAGAAAGUUUAUUAAUAUGAAAAGUCACACAUGCAAUAAUGAAUAUUUGAAAUGGCAGAUAUAACAAACAUCAUUUAUCACAGUUUAAACCAUUGGGGGAAACCUGAAUAUGCAAUCAUUAAUUUAUAUUUUACUAUGCCUUUCUGUAUGCUUCCAUGUUUUGCCUUAAAAGUGGAUAGGAAAAAACGUGUUAAUAUUGUUUGUACAAGUGCCAUUUAUUUAAUUGCAUAUGUGGUUGACUGUCAUUUGUUCGAGCUAAUGUAAAUGUCAGUGUGUUUACUCAUUCUGUUUUGUCAUUUAGAUUGUCCUCCAUUUUAAUGGUAAUCCCUGUAUGUGUCUGCUCUGUGCCUGUCUUCCUGUCCAGGGGACACCAAGGGCUCCAGUAGUGCCACAUUUCUGUCAGCUAUAUGUUGUUCAGCAGCAAGAUUAUUAAACAAUACUGACACUGGAAGGCAGAGGAAUAAAAUAAGUUGAUGAAGUA